This is a messenger RNA of Homalodisca vitripennis (glassy-winged sharpshooter), 776 nucleotides long. RefSeq names its product zinc finger CCHC domain-containing protein 10-like. Gene Ontology annotation, molecular function: nucleic acid binding; zinc ion binding. The record is from RefSeq and is a predicted model, not a curated record. NCBI's taxonomy places the organism in Eukaryota, Metazoa, Arthropoda, Insecta, Hemiptera, Cicadellidae. The transcript has 3 exons. Bases 336 to 704 code for a protein of 122 amino acids.
CAUUCAAAGUGCGAUAAAAAACAGUGGAAAGUGAAAUAAAUAAUAAAGACUAUUGUGGUUCCAUGCCAUAUGGUAGCAGAAACCAGCUACAUUUUGGUAGCUAAGAAAGAAAGAAAGAAAGAAAGAAGGCAUAAAACACAAAACAAAACAAAAACAUUACACAGCCGCUUAUUUUGACGUUGGAUUAUUGCCUCAUUAGAUACUUCAAUUUUGCAACUAAACGUAACUGUGCAAUGUGUUGAGAUUCAAUAUAAUAUUAUUGUCUUUUUUAUAUUAUACGUAUGUGUCUACACAGUUAUGAAAACAUCUUAUUAGGUUAAUUGAAAGUUAUCGACAUGACACUAGGACCAAGCUUGAAGAAAAAGAGUGCCAAUCCACAAGGUGCUCGCUGUCAGAAGUGUUUGGAACAUGGUCAUUGGACUUACGAGUGUAAAGGAAAACGGAAGAUUGUUGUCAGAGAAUCAAGGAUGAGCAUGCUUAAAAAGAGAAUGAAAAUGGCUGCAGAAAAUGCAAAUGUUCAUAGUCAAUCGGAAGUGAAAGAGUCUUCAAAGCAAAAGAAGAAAAAGAAGGAAGAAUCUAGUUCUGAUUCAAGUAAUAGCAGUUCUUCUGAUUCCUCUUCGUCUGAUAGUGACUCAUCAUCGGCUGAUUCCUCUGAUGAUGAUGAAUCUUCCUCCUCUUCAUCUUCGUCAUCAUCAUCUGAUUAAGAAUCAUUAAUUUGUUUGUUCUUUGUAUAUAUUUUAUGUUUAUAAAUAAAUGUAUUUACUUUUAUAAUGUAA